AUGAACAUCCUACGCGCCUCCCGCCUCGCCCGGCUCACCCUUAUCCCAAAGUCUUACUCAACAACCACAACCACCACUCCCCCUAUGCUCCUCAAAAUCCGCAAAGACCUCAAAACCGCCAUGCAGCAAAAGGACACGCCGCGUCUGACGGUCCUCCGCGCGCUCCUCGCCUCCACGCUCAACGCGUCCAAGACGUCCGCCCCCAUAAACACAGACAUGCAGAUGCUCGCGCUGCUCCGCAAGAACCUCGCCGCGUCGCAGGCUGCGCAGAGGGAGUUCGAAGGGGCCGGACGCGCGGAUCUGGUGGAGAAAGAGGGGGCGCAGAUUCAGGUGAUGGAGGAGUAUGUGGGGGGUGUGGAGGUGGUGGGGGAGGAGGAGGUGAGAGGGGUUGUUGGGGAGGUGGUGAGGGGGUUAGGGGAGGGGGCGAAGAUGGGGGAGGUGAUGAAGGGGGUGGGUGAGAGGUUGGAGGGGAGGAAUUGGGAUAAGGGGGUUGUGGCGGGGGUUGUGAGGGAGGUUUUGGGCGGGAAGUGA
Messenger RNA from Glarea lozoyensis ATCC 20868, 531 nucleotides. RefSeq names its product GatB/YqeY motif. Gene Ontology annotation, molecular function: carbon-nitrogen ligase activity, with glutamine as amido-N-donor. NCBI's taxonomy places the organism in Eukaryota, Fungi, Ascomycota, Leotiomycetes, Helotiales, Helotiaceae. The record is from RefSeq and is a predicted model, not a curated record. The transcript is spliced from 2 exons. Bases 1 to 531 code for a protein of 176 amino acids. Gene Ontology annotation, cellular component: mitochondrion.